Messenger RNA from Auanema sp. JU1783, 537 nucleotides. The record is from the annotation of a GenBank genome assembly. NCBI's taxonomy places the organism in Eukaryota, Metazoa, Nematoda, Chromadorea, Rhabditida, Rhabditidae.
AUGACGAACCAUUCACAGAGCGACGUGGACUCUUCUGAAUCAAAUUCACCCUCCGUUACUGGACUGACUGCUGAAUAUCUUCCACUGAUAGCCAAAACAGACAAACCACUUCUAAUUACUCUAUACGAGUUAAUAACCUGGACCGGAUUCACAUUAUUCGAGAUAUGGUUGCAUGUAACUGCUUUUUACUUAACCACACUUUUAUUCACUUUGAAAGCGUAUAAUUUCUUAACGAUAACCUAUUGGCAUAUAUUCUAUCCUUUGUUCAUCGCUUGUAUAUCAGAUUGCUAUUAUUUAUUCAUUGUCUUUGUACGAGCUCUGUUAGAAUACAAGGAUUGCAGAGGUCCUUUGUUUAGAUUCGGAUUCAAUUUCACGCGCUUGGCUCUAAUAGCAGCUUUCGAAUUCAUACUUUGUUACAAGAUUGAAGGAGACUUAGAACAAGGACAAGUGGCAGUUCGGUCUUCAUAUGGUUUGAUAUUUCUACCGGUCUGGGUUUUACUAGCAGGAUUGUGCUCUCAAACUUGCCGUCUCUUUUGA